AUGAGCCCUGCCCCACUAACACGCGUGCAAAAACUAGUUCAUCAUUUAUGCAUUUCAGAUACCAAUCGUUGUGUUAACAUGUGGGAUGAAGGCUGUAUCAACGGACAACUGCCUGGAUCAGGUCGCGAUGACGAUUACAUAAACGGUGGUUUCAACCCCGGUAAACGGUGUAUCAACAUGUGGGAUGAAGGGUGCACGAACGGACAACUACCCGGUUCAGGUCGCGAUGAUGACUACAUAAAUGGUGGCUUCAAUCCUGGAAAACGAUGCAUUGGAAUAGGGUGCGAUAAUGGCUGGCUGGAAAGUACAGGAAACAGCAAUGGACAUCGCAACAAUCGAUUUGAUGGUCUCAGAAUUACUAACGAAUUACUGGCAAGACUGUACAAAAAUAGGCAACACUAA
Messenger RNA from Nymphalis io (European peacock), 402 nucleotides. RefSeq lists its product as uncharacterized. Bases 1 to 402 code for a protein of 133 amino acids. The record is from RefSeq and is a predicted model, not a curated record. The transcript is spliced from 4 exons. Lineage: Eukaryota; Metazoa; Arthropoda; Insecta; Lepidoptera; Nymphalidae.